Astyanax mexicanus (Mexican tetra) is the source of this 1361-nucleotide messenger RNA. Its product is annotated as RING finger protein 122. NCBI's taxonomy places the organism in Eukaryota, Metazoa, Chordata, Actinopteri, Characiformes, Acestrorhamphidae. Bases 180 to 587 code for a protein of 135 amino acids. The record is from RefSeq and is a predicted model, not a curated record. The transcript has 6 exons.
CAUUGAUGCGGAUCAUAUUGAAGCGGUGCAGCGCGUGACAGCAGCCCGCGCGCUGCGGUCCGAAUGGAGGCGUGAAGCGGAGAAAAUGCCUCGGUGUGGAGGAUCCCUGCAGCCCGCGGAGCCGCUUACACACCAGCUUCAGAGAAUCCAGUGGUAAUGGGCACCUGAACGUUCAGGGGAUGAUCGGCUUUGAGUGCACUAUGCCUUCAGUCGCCUUCCAGGAUCUGUUUCUCAACAUCUAUAUGGGAAUCUUCGGAACUGGAAUAUUUGUCUUCAUACUGAGUCUGAUAUUCUGCUGCUGCUUUAUAAGUAAACUGCGACACCAGGCCCAGUGUGACAGUUUCGGGUAUAAAGUGGUUGUAUUCCGAGGUGAAACGAAGCAGUUAAAUAUUCAUGGGCAAACCUGCGCUGUAUGUUUGGAGGACUUCAGGAUAAGAGAUGAGAUUGGAAUGUUGCCAUGCCAACAUGGAUUUCACAAAAGGUGUCUGGUGAAGUGGCUGGAGGUGCGCUGCGUUUGCCCCAUGUGCAACAAACCACUUAGCGCCCGAGCAGAGAGGGUCGCCAGCAUACUGGAUGAACUGGUGUAAAGGGCUGCUAUGACCAGCUGCAUCAAAGGGUCAUACGAUCCUAUUAACUAUUUAUCAUGGGAAGAUGUUCAGAUCUUCACAUUGGUCAUUAAUCAGUGGACAUUCAGACCUGUAGCGGAGAUCAAUCUCUCAAUAGACUGUAUUUAAACAGUUUCUGAAUAAUCCACCUGCACCUGUGCACCUGUGACACAGUCUCUCCAGGUGCACUAUAUGGACAAAAGUAUUGGACACCUGUUUAUCCUGCUUUUGUUGGAGUAACUGUCUCUACUAUCCAUGGAACAUAUACUGGAGAGCUUCUGGAGCAUUGCUGUGAGGUUAUGAUUGCAUUUAACAGUAUACAGUAUCAGUAUCGGAUUGAGCUCCAUCAUUACAGAGAACACUGUUCCACUGCUCCACAACAUUUAUAGCCCACACCUGGCAUUAGACUUGAUGCCAAUACAGUAGGUUCAUGUUUAUCCUCUACAGAGAGUCCUAUUCUAUUGGCAGCACUUCUCUACAGGGACUAGACAAGCUGAGAGUGUGUGUGUGUGCAUUUGCACAUCUGUGUCAGCAAUGGAUGUAACUUAAAAUAGCUGACUGCAGCAUUCAUUAGAGGGGGUGUCCACAAACAUCUGGACAUAUAGUGUAGUUUUGUGUAGUGUAGCUACAAUAACAUAUAAAGACACAUAUAGACAGCUGUUACCAGAGUGCAAUCAGUAAUUAAUGAUUCCUUAAUGGAUCCAAAUAUGAAAAACAAAGAAUUAAACAUUAAACACAAAGUGCUUUUUUUUCCUC